AUGACUGGUACUUUACGUGAGUUCUUGACGGCGAAGAGCCCGAAGAUCCAAUGGCAGGUUCUGUCUAAGGUGUUCGAGUCUCUAACAUGCUCAAUUUGCCAUGAAUACAUGUAUGUUCCGAUGAUGACUCAGUGUGGUCACAACUAUUGUUAUGAUUGUUUGCUGGCCUGGUUUGAAAGUAAUCCCGAGGAGGAGUUGAGCUGUCCUCAGUGCAGAGCAUCAGUGAUCAAUACACCGGCUCUGAAUAGUGCUCUAAAACAGUGGCUACACACAGUUUUCGAAGCCCUUCAAGAAGAAGAGAUUGAAGAUGAUGAUGAGAGACAGAUUUUUUCGAAAUUAGUGGAAGCUAAGGAAAGUUGUGAACAAACUUAUAAGCAAGACGAAAAGAACGAUGAUCUGUUCAAAGGGAUCUUCAAAAACAGUGCUGUUGGUGUUGUUGAUAAAGAGGAUGAUGGUAUCCUAAGAUGUAGCAAUUGUCAUUGGGAAUUGGAAGAUGAUGAAGACGAUAUGUGCCCGCAUUGUCAUUUGAGAAUUAGAAGCAGGCCUAACGUGAGUCGACCUGGAUCAGAUAGCGAAGAAGAGUACUCUGGUGAUGAAUUCCAACGAGAGUACAUAAGGGGUAUACCAUUGGUUUCAUACUCUGAAUACGCUACUGAUUACUUCAUGUGCGUUAAAAUGUACAUGCGGAAUUUGAAAAAUCCUAGCGAUAUUAUCCAAGAGGAACAUGAUUAUGAAAAGCCAUUACAUUUCCAUGAAUCGUUUCUUCCUGGUCGUGCUGUCAUGUUAUAUCCAUCAUUUAGUGCCUAUUUUUAUUUCACUUAUUCAUCCUGUUUGAUGAACCGUCGAAUAUUCGUGCGAAUUAUCCAGGAAUUGGAAGAAAUCGGUCACGAUGAGGAAGAGCUAGAGGAGUUUAUUGAGAACGAGUACCGAUGGUAUGUCGAACAAUCUCAUGACGGUUUUGAUGAGGAUGUAUUUCGCACUAAGGUCAAAAACCUUCAGAAAUCGGUUCAGGCAUAUGAGGCAAAACUUAAAGAAUAUCUCGAAGAGUAUAGCAAUGUCAGUGAUCCUUCAUUGAACAACUUCCAUAUCAGGUUUCCGCUCUUGGUCAGAAGAACUGUGGAUGAAGGCGUGGACCUCGUAAUUCCAUCGUAUUCCGUGUACGCUCAAUGUGAUUAUACACUAGACGAUGAAGAGAGAGCGAAAGUUGUGCCAAUGGUUAGGCAUAUAGAAAGUCAUAGCGCUUGUAGAAGAUAUCGAGACACAGACGAUGAGAUGGAUUCGUCGAUGGACGAUUUUAUCGCUAGUGAUGACGAAGAGAUGGCGCCAAACAAUCUAGUCGAUUUAGACGCGAGUGAGCAUUCUAGUGACAGCGAUAGUAAGCGUUCUCACGAUGAAGAAGAGCUAGAUAGUGAUUACUUUGAGCGCAACGAGGGCGAAGGAUUUGUCUCUGGUGACAGUCUCGAUGAUGGGAAUAAUGAGGACACCAGCGAACAAGGAGGAGAUGCUGACGGCGACGACGACGAUGACGAUGAUGAUGAUGAUGAUGAAGAUUCAAAUGUGGUUCACAAGGCUCGUAAAAGGAAUCGUGCCAUAGUUGAAGCCAGCGAAGACGAAUCCAUGUAA
Messenger RNA from Torulaspora delbrueckii, 1623 nucleotides. It is a transcript of the gene PSH1, whose product is annotated as ubiquitin-protein ligase PSH1. Gene Ontology annotation, biological process: protein monoubiquitination; DNA damage tolerance. The transcript has a single exon. Lineage: Eukaryota; Fungi; Ascomycota; Saccharomycetes; Saccharomycetales; Saccharomycetaceae. The record is from RefSeq and is a predicted model, not a curated record. Gene Ontology annotation, molecular function: ubiquitin protein ligase activity; single-stranded DNA binding. The coding region runs from base 1 to 1623 and encodes 540 amino acids.